ACUGUGUGAAGAUGAGAACCCUUCAGGCAUCCGGCAGUUUUGACUUACAGUUAUAGCAUUUUCAUCCAUGUAAUCUGAGUUUUAUAUUGUAUAAUUCCAAAUAAUUCAGAACCAUAAACUGCAUAUUUACAUAUUGCAUCCCUGCAGACUCUUGCAUUUCAUGUUUAUGGUGCCCUGAUACCAUCUUUCUGUUGUUGAUCUUCAAACUUUACUCAUGUUUACUUGUGUGUACAGUCAUUAGUCAUGGUUUCAUAUACUGUUAGGGCUUUGUGGCUUUAGAGUGUGUAUAUGAGUGCAGAAUAUCAAAGCUUUUAGAAAACAGAGUGCAUUUCAACCCCUGGCCCAGAGAUUCAGACAUGAUCAGGUAAUGCUGUGACUAAAGAAAGUUUUUGAAAGCCCAGUAAAAUGAGAAUGUAUUGUAUUCUACUGUUUGAGAAGAUAUAAAUAUGUGCUGGGCUUUUUGCUUUAAAACCUGUAGUGUUUUGCAAACUAUCUGAAAAUCGAAUUCACUUUUACAUCAGCCCCCUCAACUCUCACUACAGGUAAUGCUGUAUGGAAAGGACUGGAAAAAACACAGUGCAAACCACACAGAAACAUUUUAUCCGUUAAUCACAAGCCAAUUUCUGCUGCUGAUUUGCAAAGUGAUUUUCCUACUUGAAAUUUUGCAUUUCUAGAAAUGUCACAUACCCUCUAACAAGCUGGCAACAGAUGGAACAAAUGCUAUCACACUGAUGAGAUCUUGUUUUGAUCUUCUUGUUCCUUUAACCUUCUCUUUGCAGACUUGAUAUUACUUUUACAUACUACCAAAAUGAUCAGAAUCAACAACACCCAAUACUUCCACUUCCUGCAGCAAGCAGAUGCCUUGCGUCGCUCAGGGUCACUUUGUGAUGCCAUCAUCUCAGUAAAGAGUCAGACUUUCAAGGCUCAUCGGCUGGUAUUGGCCUGUGCUAGUAGAAGGCUAGCGCAGCAUCUAGCCCAGGGAGACACAGACAGUCCAGUUCACUGCACUUUGGAGUAUUUCUCACCCCGCACCUUCCAGCAGGUCCUGGAAUUCACCUACACUCAGACUCUUGAGGUGUGUGUGGAUGACCUGCAGCUGCUGCUUGGAGCUGCUCAGCUGCUGGAGAUGCAGCCACUGGAGGACCAGUGCCGGAAGCAGUUGGACACCCUCAACCACAGAGCGGGGAAAGAGGACAAAAGAGGAGAAAGAACAGAUGUCAAAAAAGAAGAAGAAAGUGUAGAGGAGGUAGAUAAAAAGACAAAAGGAAAUCAGGUUCAAGAGGAGACAGUCCAAGUGACUUCCCUGCCAAUGGAGAAAGCAAGCAAAAGCAUUGUCACGGGUUUGUCAUCGCCUGAUCCUCCAAAGAAUCACAACAGUCAGCCAUCCCCAAGAAAGAAGCGCAGACUGUCCCCUAUACCAGUAGCACCUUACAACAGAGACAGCGUUAUCACGAGGCCUGCCACCAGCAGCUCCUCCUUCUCUUCUCCCUGGCCAUUCUCUGCAAACAUGUGGAACUCUGUGAGCACCCUGAAGCAGAUAGCUGAAAACUAUCCAAACCUAAUUGCAGCACACUCUUUUCAGCCUCCACAUCAGUCCUCUGUAGCAUACCCAUUCAGCCUCUCCACUCCCCACAUGCUCCCCAUACUGGCCCCCCAUUUUCAAAACCCAGGUCACAGCUCUGCAUUGGGCAGCUCAGGGUUUUAUCCAUACUACAAACAAAAUCUUUACGCCAGAUCUACAGGGAUAAUUAAGCAAAGCCUGGUAAAAAGAAGAAAACCCAGUCAGAGAGCGUUUAGCAGGACUGUUCAAAGUGGUGAUCCGAGUUUUGCUGAGGUGCCCAAUGCCAGCACAGAGAGAAUUACAGCCUGCCAAAAGUGCAAUAGGAAUCUCCUUGGUAGUCCGGUGCAGCGGGAGUCAUCCUCCACACCAUCAGGUGAGGCCUGUGCGGAGUGUCACUUCUGUGGAAGAGGAGAGGUGGUGCAACAUGGACCACAAGCCCAUCAGCAAGACCACAGAGGAGAAAAACCCUAUCAGUGCCAGAAGUGCUCCAAGAAGUUCAGUCUGAAACAUCAACUGGACACACACCACCGAAUUCACACAGGAGAGAAACCCUUUGAGUGCCGUCGCUGUGGUCACUGCUCACGAGACUAUUCAGCCAUGAUCAAACACACGGCGGGGCUGCACCCUACCAGUAGACACAUCAAGAGCCACGCGGUGCAGGACUUCCCUCCUGACUGGAGCAUCAACAGCACCUACCUGUAUAAUUCCCACAUUUGA
Monopterus albus (swamp eel) is the source of this 2278-nucleotide messenger RNA. RefSeq names its product zinc finger and BTB domain containing 32 (gene zbtb32). Gene Ontology annotation, molecular function: RNA polymerase II cis-regulatory region sequence-specific DNA binding; DNA-binding transcription factor activity, RNA polymerase II-specific; protein binding. The transcript has 5 exons. The coding region runs from base 809 to 2278 and encodes 489 amino acids. The record is from RefSeq and is a predicted model, not a curated record. NCBI's taxonomy places the organism in Eukaryota, Metazoa, Chordata, Actinopteri, Synbranchiformes, Synbranchidae. Gene Ontology annotation, biological process: regulation of transcription by RNA polymerase II.